This is a messenger RNA of Rotaria sp. Silwood1, 441 nucleotides long. Lineage: Eukaryota; Metazoa; Rotifera; Eurotatoria; Philodinida; Philodinidae. The record is from the annotation of a GenBank genome assembly.
AUGGAUAAACUAAGUAAAUCACUUGAAGUUUUAAGGUUACUUUCAACAACAAAAUCAGAAACAUUAAUAAUCAAAGGUAACAAUGAAAAUUAUAUUAAAUUAGUUAAAGCUAGUGUGGAAACAUUUUUUACAACAUGUGACGAAAAUGAUUAUAAUGUACGAUUGACUGCUGAAGAAAAUCUUAAUAAAUUUGUUAAAAAUUUAAAAGAAGCAGUUUUAACAAGAAUUCAAGUUGAAUUACAUCGAAUUAUAAAACAUUAUCCUAAUGUUGGAUCAAAAGCUUUAAAAGAUAUUACAUAUCUUUUAUCUUUAUGUGAACACGGUGAUCUACAUUUACGUGGUGCAUGUGCAAAUUUACUUGUUACAUUAAUUCAAACAACAAAUCAUCUUUUAACACUAUCAUCAUUAUCAAAUUUAUUUAAUAAUUCUUUUACUAAUUAA